CACAAGGUGGCCACUGUUGCAAUGUGGACACCGAGAAGUUGCUCAUCUAUUUCGCCGUUUUAUCACGAAUAUUGCGGAGCAAGAAGUGAGUGAUGUCCGAAGAUUCUUCUCGAAGUACUUUACCGGGUCAAGACGUAAAUCCAGGAGAUGCGUCAGCCGAAGUCUCUCAGGACGGAGGGGCGUGUGAGGAGGAGGAGGAGGUGUCUAACAAUGUUGGCGGUGCCCCCGAUCCUCAGCAGGUGGAGCGGGUCUUGAAGGAGGUGGGCUCCACCAGCACCGCCUUCAUAGGCCCUGCCCUCCCACCUGGUUUAGGUGCGGCGACGACCGAUGUUGAAGAGUCCCUGAGUGCGUUUUACAAAGAGCUGGAGGAGAUUGAUUCUCAAAACGCUGCCAGUGAGGCUUUGGAUUCAAGUGCUGAGCAUCGGAGGACUGGUACCGACUUACCGGACUCGAUCCGACGUUCUCGAUCAAACCUCAAGACAAGUGAGGAAGAGCUACCACAGAGAUCUCACUGGAGUCACAAUGCACCUUAUCCACGGAGGAAGCGGUCGGCUCGGAACUCGUGGCGUCGCCCUCCACCACUGAAUGGAACAGUGAAACCAGCUUUCCAACCUGAGCUGUACGAUUGUCACUGGGGGCCUCCAGACACCAACCACUACGCCCCCUACCGUCCCCCGCCCUGGUUCCCUCCACCACACAGCCACACGUCUCAGGGCUUUUACAACGAUCCUCCUCACCACUUCCACACGCCUUUUUAUCACGACAGUUAUGGACCAAGAGACUAUUAUGACUUUGAGUCCGAAAAUGACAUAUGGGAGAGGAGGCAUCACUCCCCGCCUCCGUGUUCCCGGGUGUUGAUCUUGAUGAGGGGGCUCCCGGGGUCUGGGAAGUCCACCCUGGCAAGGGAGCUGUGCACUGGCCCCAGCGGCCUGAUCCUGAGCACCGACGAUUAUUUUGACAACACAGACGGAUACCGCUACGAUGCCGGGCUUCUUGGAGCGGCACACAAGUGGAACCAGGACCGAGCCGAGGAGGCGAUGCGCGAGGGCAGGACCCCCAUCAUCAUCGACAACACCAACACCCAGGCGUGGGAGAUGAAGCCGUACGUCCACAUGGCCCUGGAUUACAGCUACAGAGUGGACUUCUGCGAGCCCGACACCAGCUGGAAGUUCGACCCCUGCGAACUGGAACAGUGUGUUUUCAUCUCGGUCGCCAGCGCCUGCAUUGAAAACCCUCUCAGCUCAACACUGCCCUCUGCCUUCAGGAGGAACACGCACGGCGUGGACCGCGGCAAGAUCGCUCAGAUGAUGGAGCGCUUCUGCUCCCCCGUCUCCGUCAGCAUCGUCCUCAACUCUCAGGAGCCGCAACACGUCAAGCGACGGCGAGAACCCGAGCAGCCCGGCACCAGCGCAGACCACCACUGCUAGUGUUCCAGCACAUUCACAACUCCACUCCAUGUUUGAUACUUUUGUAUUGUAUUUUUCCAGGAAAUAACUUUAUAUUUUCUACAGGAAUUACAUUUUUAAUUUAUUCUCUGAUGUUUGUAAGAAGUUUGAAUACAGAACAAAAUCAAGCCUGAAGUGUUUUAGAAGCCUUCUGCAUCCAAGCGCCUGCAGCAGCUUCUUCAUCUGCUGGUUCAUUCCUCAAGUGCUGAACCUCAACUGACUCUCCGGGUCUCUUCAAGUGAAGUCAGGGUGACCUACCUGGAUGUAACUCCAGUUCUAUGAAGCAUGAUUGUGGAGCAGGAAGUUGUGGGUUUGAAUCCCAAUGCUGGUCCUCGCAGCUGCACAUCCAGAAGUUCCUCCAGACAGAAGGAUUACGUGACCAAGACGGUCAACCGCAGAUUGAGGGAAGAGUCUGGAUCAACAGCAGUGAAAACAUCCUGUUGUUUUCAAAGCAACAAAAUAACUCAAAUAAUAAAAGCUCAUUUUACGAAAACAAACAAAAAAAAGGCGUGAAUAAAGGAGCAGAUGAUAAGACCAAGGUGGUGUUCAGCAUCACCACCUGCUGUCCAAGUGGAGUCGUUGCGCGCUCAUAUUUCAAAAAGGGAAUUACUCAGGUCAAAUAGCUGUUUGUAUAUAAUUUAACAUUGUUUCAUUGUCAUAAAAUAAAACUCAGUGGAAAUACUAUGAUUUAACUUCAAAAGCAAUUAGCAUGUGGGGAAACAAUUCAAAUAGAGCAAUAACAAAAAAAGAGGAAAGACAGACACAAAAAAGUGAAUAUUUAUUGAGAUAAAGAUUUUCACAAAGAGGCAGAUUUUUUUUAUACAAAUCAAUUUCAUCAAUUUCAAUUUAAAAAUCCAGUUGUAAUUUACAAUAUUAAACAUAUGGAUAAACGAUUGUCAAUAUAAAUCCAUUAGUAUGUAGGGAAGUAAAUAUGAGGCAAAAAAUAAAUAAAAAAAAGAAAAGUAAAUAGAGGACUAGAGAUUUUUUACCUCUGGAAUUUGAAAUAAAAAAAAACAAUAAAAAUGAAAGAACCAGAAA
Messenger RNA from Synchiropus splendidus (mandarinfish), 2483 nucleotides. RefSeq names its product NEDD4 binding protein 2-like 2 (gene n4bp2l2). Gene Ontology annotation, cellular component: nucleus. Gene Ontology annotation, biological process: negative regulation of transcription by RNA polymerase II. The record is from RefSeq and is a predicted model, not a curated record. Lineage: Eukaryota; Metazoa; Chordata; Actinopteri; Syngnathiformes; Callionymidae. Gene Ontology annotation, molecular function: transcription corepressor activity. Bases 93 to 1427 code for a protein of 444 amino acids. The transcript has 5 exons.